AUGGCCCGAAUUUCCUUGGCCCAAGGAGAGCAACGUGCAUGUACGUGCGACAAUCCUGACGCCUUUCGGUCGCUGAGCGAGGCGUCGGCAUCGGCUGACUACUGGAAGAGGUGCAGUGAUGAUGCCCUGGCCCACGGCUGUAAAGGCAUCGUAAUGAUGGGCGCACAUUGGGACGUCAAGGGUCCCGCCCGGAUCGAGGUGGCGACCAAGCCAAACCCGGGCAUGAACCCAGUGGCGUACAACUACCAGCUCAAUCCCGAUAUUGCAACCGCCAAGCGCGUUGUCACGCUCCCUCGAGGCCACAAUAUUGAUGCUCAGGAGAACCCGACCUUUGACUGGAUACACGAUUCAUUCCUAAUCCUCAUACGAAUGUUUCCUGAUGGCUGUCCUCCGACCACCCUGUUAUCAUUGAACGCUCACUAUGACCCGCACUUUCAUAUGCGAAUCGGUUCCAUUCUGCGGCCGUUACGCAAAGAGGGUUAUCUCCUCAUUGGUACUGGCGGUGCCGUACACAACCUGUACCGGAACGACUGGACACAGAUGAUACGAUACCGUGACAAUUUUGCUAUGCCUCGAAGCCCGGACUCGUGGGCGAUGGAGUUUCGUCAAUCAUUCGAAGAUGCAAUUACGAAGAACUCCAGGCCCCAUCUUCGCCGGGCAAUUACAAAACUCAUGAAGCAUCCUGGCUUUCGGGAUGCGCAUGGCACAGACGAGCAUUUUAUGCCCGCGACAUUUGUGGCAGGCGCAGCAGGUGAUGCAGAGGAUGAUGGCGUCUAUGGUAAGCUCAUGGCCGAGGGCUGGGAGCUUAGGAACAUGUGUCAUAGUCAGUUUACUAUUGGAUCGUGGAACAGAGUGUAG
This is a messenger RNA of Baudoinia panamericana UAMH 10762, 858 nucleotides long. RefSeq lists its product as uncharacterized. NCBI's taxonomy places the organism in Eukaryota, Fungi, Ascomycota, Dothideomycetes, Mycosphaerellales, Teratosphaeriaceae. The record is from RefSeq and is a predicted model, not a curated record. The transcript has 5 exons. Gene Ontology annotation, molecular function: oxidoreductase activity, acting on single donors with incorporation of molecular oxygen; ferrous iron binding; zinc ion binding. The coding region runs from base 1 to 858 and encodes 285 amino acids.